Messenger RNA from Athalia rosae (coleseed sawfly), 4645 nucleotides. It is a transcript of the gene fdl, whose product is annotated as probable beta-hexosaminidase fdl. The record is from RefSeq and is a predicted model, not a curated record. Gene Ontology annotation, cellular component: membrane. The transcript is spliced from 10 exons. Gene Ontology annotation, molecular function: beta-N-acetylhexosaminidase activity. Lineage: Eukaryota; Metazoa; Arthropoda; Insecta; Hymenoptera; Athaliidae. Gene Ontology annotation, biological process: carbohydrate metabolic process; ganglioside catabolic process; glycosaminoglycan metabolic process. Bases 560 to 2572 code for a protein of 670 amino acids.
UCGCAUACCUUCGCCAAUCGCCGGAGCAGAAGCGAAAACCCCUGGCAGACCGCUGGAAGAGUGGAGUAUGUCGCUGUCAAAAGAAAUCUGAAAUUCACUCGCGUCUUAUGUUAGUACCGAUCGAGAAGUGGAUGUGUGCGGUGUCGUGUCGGUUUAUUUAUUUUUUUUUACAUUUUUUUAGUCCGCGAGCGAUCGCGGGCUUACCGUUAUUCGGUUUGGUUUUUCAGACCCGCUGACCAAAAUUAAUCGGUCAAAUUUCGAGUGUGUUUAGCUGCGCGUGAUAUUUACGUUUUAUUGUUAUACUACAAACCGUGUAUUUUCUCCUACGCAAGCGUGGGUAAUUUCUUUCUAGUGGUAGAGUGCGUGAUAUAUGGUGAUGGUGUUGUAAAUAAGGAAUCGUACUCCAAGGAUUACAAGAGAAAACAACGGCGCCGUUUCAUCCCUUAAAUACUCGGGGAGUUUCCGUCUGCCUUUUCGGAACGAUCGUUGUCUACGAACGGAAGGUAUUUCGAGGAGGGAUAUUUUUCACCAUCUCGCACAAUUGACAAAUCGGUCAGGCAUGCCGCGCAAAUUAAAGUUGUUAGCAAGAAUGGUGGGCGGUGUACCGAGCGGAAAGAUGCGACGAGCUUUGGUCGUUCUUAUCCUCGUUAUGGGGGUACUUUUCAUCGCUAUGUACGCACGUGCACCUCCCAUUGUCUCACUUCAACCCUUUACCGCCAGAAGUCUGAAGCAGUUGCAACAACUGGUGACAUUCGUGGGCAACAACCAGACUUCUGAAAUUCCAGAAGUGAAGCUAUAUGAAUAUUCGGAUAUACAUAGAAACUUUCAAAGCCCUUGGUCGUGGGCCUGCGUAUCCGGACGUUGCGAAAGGAGGGCUGUGAGAUCUUCCAGAACAUCGUUGGCUACGUGCACCGCUCUUUGCGGUGGGAAUAGCCGCCUCAUUUGGCCUCGUCCAACGGGGGAUACUUUUCUCGGUGAAAACAGCGUCACUUUACAUCUCCAACAAAUAUCGAUAGUCACCGUGAACACCAGCGAUCAAGAGAUCAAAAACCUUUUGGAACAUGCGAAGGAUGUAUUUUUAGGUAAUAUUAAGAGUCUGAUAAAAGUACCAAACGCUAAGGCCAGAUCGAGCAUCGAUAAUUUUGUAAUAUAUAUAUCAGCGGGUGACGCAAUCGGCACUAAAUUGUCCUUGGACACUAACGAAUCUUACAAGUUAGAAGUAACUCUGAAAGGUAAACAGUUGGAGGCAAAGAUCACUGGGAAAAGUUACUACGGAGUGAGACAUGGAUUGGAAACGUUGAGUCAGAUGAUAUGGUGGGACGAGGCUUCGGGUAGAAACGGUAUACUCAGGACCAUCUCGUCAGCGUUGAUCGAGGAUAAGCCAACAUUCGGUUAUCGGGGAAUCCUCAUCGAUACGGGAAGACAGUUUUUCACCGUUGAAGAAUUGAAAAGAGUCAUAGACGGAAUGUCGGCGUCAAAACUGAACACCUUUCACUGGCACAUAACGGACUCUCAAAGUUUUCCCUUCGACUCAGCCCAGUAUCCCGAAAUGGCGAGAUGGGGUGCCUUCAGCGGAGACCAAAUCUACUCUCCGGAUGACAUCAAAGAUUUCGUGGAUUACGCCAAGAUUCGAGGUGUGAGGAUCAUCAUGGAGAUUGAUAAUCCCGCUCACGCUGGCGCCGGAUGGCAAUGGGGAGCAGAGCAUGGCUUGGGUGAAUUGGCCCUUUGCGUCGAUCAACAACCUUGGUCGACUUAUUGCGGGGAACCGAAUUGCGGACAGCUCAAUCCCAUAAACGAAAACACGUACAGAAUCCUGGAGGGACUUUACAGAGAACUUCUGGACCUCACCGAAGUUCGCGAUAUCGUUCACAUAGGCGGAGACGAAGUCAACUUGGAAUGCUGGGCGCAAUAUAAUAACAUAAGUUUAGCUAUGCAGGCGCAAAAUAUGACGGAUCUGCACAGCUUAUGGGCGGAUUUCGAAGCUAAGACGAUGCACAGGGUGAUCAGGGCCAAUCGCGAUCAAGUUCCGAAGGCUGUUAUCGUUUGGAGUUCCCCGAUUACCAAACGGCCCUACAUAAACACGCAUUUUGAUCCCCAGGUUCACGUGAUCCAAUCUUGGGGCGGUAGUAAUUGGCCGGAAACACCGGAACUCCUCGAAGAUGGUUUUCGAGUUAUCGUUUCCCACGUAGACGCGUGGUACCUUGACUGCGGUUUUGGGAGAUGGCGAGAAUCUGGAGAAGCGGCUUGCGGCGAAUACCGUACGUGGCAAACUGUCUACAAUCACAGACCUUGGAGAGAUUACGGGCAGAAAGAAGCUGCACUUAUUCUCGGAGGGGAGGCGGCCCUCUGGUCGGAGCAGGCUGGACAGGCCUCCCUGGGUCCGAGAUUAUGGCCCAGAGCGUCCGCGCUGGCGGAAAGAUUAUGGACUGAUUCAUUGUCGAACGGAUAUUCGAUAGAAGAGAGUGUCUACACACGUUUAUCGGCGCACCGAGAGCUGCUUCGCAGUCGCGGACUUUACACCGAGUCUAUGUGGCCGCAAUGGUGUUCUCAAAAUCCCGGUAAAUGUCUCUGACCAAUCAUCGCGAAUAUUGAUCUAAAAAGUAUUACUUAAAGGUAUCGCUAUUAAAUCUUGAAAUUUGCGCUAGAGGUCUUAGGCUUAGCCUAAAUAAUGAUAAGGGAUCCGCCAAACGGGUUUCUGAUUAUUCACUCCGUGGAUUCGAUCGUCCGGAGUUGUUAAUUAAGUGAUAUAAUAACAGGAGAUCAACUGUUGCAUAAAAUGCCUUUAAAAUUCAAAAUUUCUAUCGAUGAAUUCGGUUAAUUUUAUUGUUUUCGUUUUUUCGCACCAUAGAAUAGUAAUUGUUUGAUAAAUAGGUAGUACAAUUAAUGUAGCAACAGUUAUGAAUAAUCUGUGCUGGAUAACUUGACAAAACGGAUGUUAUUUUGCUGCUUGAAAAGCAAAAUAUACAAACGAGGCUAAAUAUACAGUAUUACAGACGGCUCAUGGAUGCAGACGAAUGUAUUCGGCACCAGUAUUCUUUGCGAAGUGUCUUACUUUCCGAUUUAGUUGAGUAUAAAAUGAUUACGGUAAAUUCUAAGUUUUUUUUGUUUUUCUCUUCAUUCACGCUAAAGUGAAACGAGAUAUUUCAGAGCAGCGAGAAUUCCCAUGGCAUGAGCUUUCUGUGAUGUUAAAUGAUAUUAGUAAUUAUAAUAUUAGUGUAAAAUUAUUGAAUAUACACGAGGGGAAAAAUUUAUAUGAGAUUAAAAAUUGAUCCUAAAUUUCUUUAGAUAGGUGAACUUUUGAGAUUCUUGUAUAAUAGAUGGGAGUUGAUUUCUUAUCUACAAGUGCUUAACCAGUGGUAGGAUAUGCGUACGAAUGUAUGCUAGUGUUAGGAAUGUUUAGGCCCUGUACUUUCGCGAUUUAUGAAUUCUUUUAUAAUUUUGCUAAUCAGAUUUCUGCCCAGUUGUAUAGGACACAUUCCAUGAUUAUUUAUUUCUUAUUCUUAUUUCGCAUGUCGGACUGCUGACAAUAAGAGAAAGCUGAUUUCAAAGUAUGGAAUUAAAGAAUUUCUUAGUCAUUUUUAUCAAUCUCCGGUAUACAGUGGUCGAGUGUUCCUAACAAUACUAUGAAACGAAUUUAUUACGACUAGUUUUCGUCGUAGGGUCCAAAAAAGGGCUUUGAAAAAUCUUAGAGUCAGUUCUCUGCGCCACCAAACCAAACUGUACCGAAAUCCGUAUUAUCAGUUUGUUUGGAAUAGGUUAGUGAGUAGGAAGAGUUGAUUUUUUACAACAAUGUUUUUUUUUUUCACGAAUAAAAUAAAAGGUACUAAACGAAUAUUGAGAGAAUUGCAGUUUAUUCGUGACAGUUUAUAAGAGAAUUUUUUAGAGUAGUUGCAAUCGUCAUUGCGGAUCAGUAAAACAAUUAUCUACAGCGUUUUUGGUUCGUAAAAGAAAAAGAAAAAAGAUGAAAAAACCGAUUUGUAUUGCAUACAUUAUAGAUGAAUGAUUUUACCAUAAUUUUUAUGCACGCCGAUAUGAAGAUGAAUUGGUUAACAAUAUUAUCAUUUAUGCUUCUAGGAAUACCCUGUGUAUAAAAUUAGUACCGAUUGUUAAUAAUUAUUUAUCGUUGAUACGUAACAUUGAAGCACAGAACUUUGCUUAGACAUUAAACCGAACAGUAUAAAAGUAAAGAAUAUCUUUCGCGGAUAUCUAGGAGAGCCUUACGUAGUAGAAUGUUUGAGUUAUAAAUUUGUUAAAUAUAAAUAUGGAUGAUUCAUUUGCUGAGUUCCUUUUUUCGCUUAUGAGACUCAGCAAUCUUGCCAUUUGAUUGUAGAUCGAAUAUUAAAUUUCAGAAAUCAUUAUAUAAUGUACAUAAAAUUAAUUAUUGAGUACUUACCAAUUAUUGUUAUCAACGGCUAUAAAAAGCGAUUCUUAAAAUGCCUCAGCGGAAUCAGAAAUAGUGAAAUCAUGCCAUCAUGUUUUUUUCUUUACUUUGUUUCUUCCAUUUUUUGUGUUUUUAACACUCUUCGAGUCUUUAUCUGAUUAUAGGGAAAAUGUUUGUUGAACUCUGUCUUAAAUUAUAAGCAUAUGGUAUUUAUACUUAUAUUUAUAAAUGUUUGAAAUUGUAAAUAAAAUAUGAAUUAACACA